This is a messenger RNA of Pocillopora verrucosa, 2147 nucleotides long. The record is from RefSeq and is a predicted model, not a curated record. NCBI's taxonomy places the organism in Eukaryota, Metazoa, Cnidaria, Anthozoa, Scleractinia, Pocilloporidae.
AUGUUUCAUAGACUUCAAAGGGUCUUCAAACCGAAUUCAUGCCCACAACACGAGGCCAUACGUUCCAACGAUGAUGGCAUCCUUGAUACAAUUAACUAUAUACUACCAUUCGCACCAAUUUUGUCUCCGCCCACUUUUUUCGCGGACACCGUCAUCAAACUAGCGUCGCGUCUGAUGCACGUACUGAGGGAAUAUUGCUCACUGAGAGAGUUGUGUGGAAACUCGAUUGACUUGGGUGGAGCCAGCAGAACAGAAAAGGUGUUUUUACGCCUGAUGUUACCGAUAUUUAUCAGACUGGGGCCGGGGCGUCCAGAUGCUCCAAAGGCGUCCUUCGAAGACGUCUCCUAUGCGCUGAGUUGUUUCUUGUUAACAGUGGUUACGAAGAACCCAUCCACUCCCGGGACUGGUCCAGUGCGGCUCUCAUUUUCCGAUGAAGACCUGGAAUUACCACGUUCCCUGACGUUUGCAACACCUCACGAAUCCACGACAUCAUUUGAGGAGAUUUCAGAAAGCUUGUACUGUGCAGCUUAUCUUGGACUAAAGGUACUGAUGGUCUGCUGUGAGGAUCGUCUGGCCACUGAAUGGUACAGAAUAUAUCAGGCCAUGGAAACUAUAGUGGCGGGGCAGAUAACUAAUGUAGGUUUUUGGGACUUCAUGAAUUUCUGCGUGUCAUACCGGACUCCACUCUUCUUGUUGAUUUGCCCGCUCAUUAGAACAAAGGUCUCUCAUCUCCGUCCCAAAAACAAAACUGAACGUGCUCUCAAGCAAAGAGUGUUGACCAAGAUAUCACGCCCACCUCUGGUCGUGAACUCUCGCAAUGCUCUCAUCACCCGCUUCCUUGAGGAACUAUCUUUCAUCAAACAGAAGCGCCCAGCGGCAGGCUUUCAAGAUGUUGAGGAAGGCGAAGAAGAAGACGUGCAGAAAGAAGAAAAGAAGCCGCUGGUACUACAGGCUCCCCCUCUAGGCAGAGAACGCUCCUCCAGUGCACCGGAGGAACCAGCUACUGAUUCUAAGGACGUGAAACUCCCGCCCCCACUUACACGCUCUGUUAGCCUGAAAGCGAAAAAAACUGUGUCAUUUUCGCCAUCCCCAAGCUUUGAAGAUGAUCGAGGAUCUGCAGCUUCAUCUCUCGGCGAUGUUCGCAGCGGGAAAGAAAAAAGGAAAAAGUGGCUUUUACGUAAACAGGAAACAGUUGAAGAACAAGAUGGUAACAAUGAAAAGGAUCUCAUGGAUACUAAUACAAGCCAAGGCCCUUUUGCGCACCAACGAGGUACUACCAUGAGGCCUGGAAAGGUGCCCACAGGAAGAGGGCCCCGAAGUGGCUUUGAAAAACUGCGAGCUGUAACAUCAGAAAGGAAAUCAUCGAACCCAUCGGCUGAGGUGGAAACUAAAAUCGAGAGCCCAACCAGCGGAAUUGUGGAGAGCCAAGGCGAGAGAUUUGAAAUGAAGUUUUUCGAGACAGAUAUUUUGGUCACUGACUCUAAGAUGGAAGCAGCCCCUGAAAGAAAACGCUCUCGAUAGAACGCUGACGCCCCCGAUAGCGAAACCCGAGUCUGUGAUGAUUACCCUGUCUCCUGACGGUUCACCGUCUGGACAGUCUCCAGCCAGUGAGAUGAAGCAUCCGUAUCCAGACAUUUUGGAGUCCUUAACACCAUUGUCUCCCAUUCCUCCUGUAAAAUUCAGCUCACAAUCGGGUGAGAAGCACGAUUCUGAGAACGCAAGGAAUGGAACGAUUGCGCCUGAAAGCAACCUUGCAGCGGAUUACGACGUAGAGCGUGCACAGCGGCUGAACAAGACUCGCUGGUGGAACAAAGUUUAUUCCAAUGUUGAAAUAAUUUCCACUGAUGAAGACAGUCAACGGUUUCAAAGUUUUGAAAUUUCUCUAUCAGAAGUAUCUGAAGUGCAAAGGGAGACGAACGUAUGACUUACGAAAACUAGUAUCAGCAUGUGUAAAGAAUACGACGUGAACCACUUCUUCCUGUUGACGGCAAAUCAUCUUGGGGCUGGCAUAGAUGAAUUUAUUAUUCCACCAUUACUCCAUUUCACCGUAUUAGGGCGGUGGAACACGAAAAAUACGCCGCGGUAUUUCUGUAAGACAGGAUAAAAAACGGACGCAAAGCAAGCAAUAAAAUAACGGCAUUAAAAUA